AUGUCGUCUCCCCCACCUCAGCAGAAGAAGAGCCAUAGUCAUGCCCUUGAUUAUGCAGCUGAAGCUGUUGGAUUAGCUGCCAAGGUUGCACCUAGUAUCCCUGUGGCUGGUGACGCGAUUGGGAUAGCACUUGAAGGAGUACAAGGUCUUCUGAAUCUUGUCUCGACAGCAAAUAGCAACAAGGAAGAGCUUCCAGCACUCAUCCAGAAGCUUAAAUCUUUAUGUGCCAUGCAUAUGGAGACAGCCCAGGUAGAACCCAUUACACAGUCAUAUAAGGUUUUCCAGGAGUUUCAAAGUGAAUUGCAGCCCUUUAUUGUUCGGUGUGACAAGCUCCGCGAGAAAUCCCAGAAGAAGAGAUAUUUGUGGCUAAGUCCAAUUUUUGCAAAAGAUCUUAAACAUGUCAAGAUCAAACUCCAUGAGUUGGCAGAAGAAUACAUGAUAAAAAACAGCAGUAUCUUGAGUGCAACUCAAGAAAGGAUGGAAGCAGAUGUAAAGAUGAAAUAUGCUAUGAAUAUGCUGGCCAACAAGUACAAGGUGUCUGCCAGAUACAAUGCUGACAAUACUCCAGAUGUAUGUCUUGAAGGCACACGGGUGGAAAUUAUAGCCCAAAUCAUUGAUCACCUUACAUCUCUCACUCACACACAUCAAUUUUUGCUGCUCAGUGGUUCUGCUGGCUCUGGGAAGUCAACUAUUGCUAAGACUGUAGCUGAGAAACUUGCCAAAUGCUCAGCUCUUGCAGCCUCAUUUUUCUUUUCAUCUCGCUUUACUGGACGUAGUGACAGCUCCAGCGUGCCUAUUGCACUUGCCUAUCAGCUAGCUCAGUAUAAUCCACAGUUCCAACAGCUGCUGUCAAAUUUUCUGGAGGAGAACAAGUUUCAGGUUCUAGAUGAAAAUACUGCCAACCAAUUUGACAAGCUUGUGGUUCAACUGCUAUGCAAGAUGGACUUUCCUGCUGGCUCUCCAUUGUGGAUAAUCUGCCUGGAUGCUUUGGAUGAAUGUGGGGAAAAUCAUGGUGAAACUGUAGUUUCAUGGCUUUCUGCUGCUAGGAACAAGAUUCCUUCCCAAGUCCGGUUCUUCUUAACUGGACGGCCAGAAGUUCCUGCGACUAUCAUGACAGGACCACUCCGGGUAGCUGCCUUUGAGAUGAAACUAGAUGAUCAAGAUCCAACAACUGUGGAAGCAGACAUUCAGAAGUAUCUUGACUUUAAACUGCCAAUCAAUUCACCAAAGUGGCAUAACAAGGAAAAGGCUGCUUCAGCUCUCUUAUAUAUUAAACAACAGUCAGCAGGAUUAUUUAUCUAUGCAGCAACAUCUGUCCUGUAUAUUGACCAUAAGGGGUCCCAGAAAUGGGAUAAGGAAGCGGAGUAUCUCCGAGGGCUUAAAAGGGGCCAUAAAGAGAUCAAUGCCCUUUACCAUGGGAUUGUGUCAGCUGUGGCUAAGCCACCCUACAGAGCAGAUGAACGAGAGGCAGUUGCCUAUGCAAGACAACUUCAUAUUCUGUAUGUUGUACUUAAUUUGGUGGAGCCACUAGAUCUUGAAAGUCUCUCCACAUUGCUGGAAGAGACAAAGGAGGAUGUUCACAGCACCUUGAUGGAGCUCAGUGCAGUAAUCCAUGUUCCAGAUCUCAGGGAUCAUAUGGGACUGAAGAACACCAGAAUGGAGAUUUAUGCUGUAGUUCAGAAGGAGCCCAGACAUAUGUCUUUGGACAAGUACUUCAAAUAUUGA
Mycena indigotica is the source of this 1725-nucleotide messenger RNA. RefSeq names its product WD-REPEATS-REGION domain-containing protein. The coding region runs from base 1 to 1725 and encodes 574 amino acids. NCBI's taxonomy places the organism in Eukaryota, Fungi, Basidiomycota, Agaricomycetes, Agaricales, Mycenaceae. The transcript has 6 exons. The record is from RefSeq and is a predicted model, not a curated record.